This is a messenger RNA of Trichosurus vulpecula (common brushtail), 3764 nucleotides long. RefSeq names its product DEAD/H-box helicase 11 (gene DDX11). Lineage: Eukaryota; Metazoa; Chordata; Mammalia; Diprotodontia; Phalangeridae. Gene Ontology annotation, cellular component: nucleus. Gene Ontology annotation, biological process: establishment of sister chromatid cohesion; nucleobase-containing compound metabolic process. The transcript has 27 exons. Gene Ontology annotation, molecular function: DNA helicase activity; DNA binding; ATP binding. The coding region runs from base 4 to 2790 and encodes 928 amino acids. The record is from RefSeq and is a predicted model, not a curated record.
GGCAUGCGCGGUUGGGGGGGCGUGGUUACGUCCUGCCUGAGGCCAACGCUAUCCGCGGGAAGCGGCCGUUUCAAAACGAGGAAUAUGGCAAAUCAAAUCCAGGAAGGAAGCAUACAUUUCCCUUUCCCCUACACUCCUUACUCUAUCCAGAAGGACUUUAUGGCAGAGCUGUAUCGUGUUUUGGAGGCUGGAAAGAUUGGAAUAUUUGAGAGUCCAACUGGCACUGGCAAAUCCUUAAGUCUCAUUUGUGGGGCCCUUUCUUGGCUCCGUGACUUUGAGCAGAAGAAGCAGCAAGAAGAAGCCCGUCUUCUUGAUGCAGGAAUUGCCCCACCAGAUCACUUGGAAGGACCUCUACCUCACACGUCUACUAGCCAGGGGGCUCUAGAUACCUCAGAGUCUACUGGGGAGCCUGAUUGGAUUGCCCAGUUUGUGCAAAAGAAAGAAGAAAAGGAUAUGAUAGACAGAUUGAGGGAUGAACAAAUCAAGAGGAAGAGGCGAGAGGAGCGUCUCCAACAGAUACGCCACAGUGCACAUUUAAAAUAUACAGCCAAAAGAAUGAGACAAGAAGAAGAAGAGAUGGAACGCCUGUUACGCCUCAGCAAGGAGAUGCUAGCAGCAGCAGGGAGUGGACAGCCAGAGGAGGAACUUGGCAGGGAAGAAGAGCUGGUUCUUGCUGAAUAUGAGAGUGAUGAGGAGAAAAAAACAGUCAGUGGAGCUCAUGAAGAGGAUGAUGAAGACUUGGAAGAGGAACAUGUAACCAAGAUUUAUUACUGCAGCCGAACACACUCUCAGCUGAUGCAGUUUGUGCAUGAGGUACAGAAGAGCCCCUUUGGUAAAGAGACGCGACUUAUCUCCCUUGGUUCCCGGCAGAACCUUUGUGUGAAUGAAGAAGUAAAACGCCUGGGCUCAGUCCACCUCAUCAAUGACCGCUGUCUGGAGAUGCAGAAAAACAAGCAUGAGAAGAAAAAUAAAGAGGAAGAAAAGGUAAAGAAAAGGAAAACAGAGACUCGUGCUUCCUGCCCCUUCUACAACUACGAGCAGAUGCAGUUUCUUCGUGAUGAGGCUCUCGUGGAAGUGAAAGACAUCGAGCAGCUGGUGGCUCUAGGAAAGCAGGCCCAAGCCUGCCCCUAUUACGGAAGCCGUUUUGCCAUUCCUUCAGCCCAGCUGGUAGUUCUCCCUUACCAAAUGCUGCUGCAUGCAGCUACCCGUCAUGCUGCUGGCAUUAAACUUCAGGGACAAGUGGUGAUCAUCGAUGAAGCCCACAACCUGAUUGAUUCUAUCACGAGCAUCCACAGUGCUGAGAUUAGUGGCACCCAGCUCUGCCAGGCUCACUCCCAGCUGUCCCAGUACAUGGAGAGAUACAGGAAACUUUUGAAGGCCAAGAACCUGAUGUACAUCAAACAAAUUUUGUAUUUGUUGGAGAAAUUUGUGACUGUUUUGGGUGGAAAUGUGAAACAAAAUCCCAACACUCAAAGUCUCUUUCAAACAGGGGCUGAGCUGAAGACUAUCAAUGACUUCCUGUUUCAGAGCCAGAUUGACAAUAUCAACCUAUUCAAGGUACAGCGGUAUUUUGAGAAGAGCAUGAUCAGCAGAAAGCUGUUUGGGUUCACCAUGGAAUAUAGUGGUGUCUCUAUCGUUCCACCUUCUAAAGAGCAAUCCAAGUUGGCUGGUUUCCAACACUUCUUGCAGAGCCUUAAGCCUGGAACUGGAGCAGCUCCAUCAUCACCUUCUGGAGAGGAUGAGAGCAGACCACCAUGGCUUGGCUCUCCAUUGAUGCAGAUUGAAAGCUUCCUUGCAGCUCUCACCACUGCCAACCAAGAUGGCAGGAUAAUUGUGAGCAGACAAGGCAGCCUCAGUCAGAGCAGCCUCCGAUUUCUCCUCCUGAAUCCCUCAGUGCACUUUGCCCAGGUGGUAAAGGAAUGUCGGGCAAUGAUCAUUGCUGGGGGCACCAUGCAGCCGGUGGCUGAUUUUCGGGAACAGUUGCUAGAAUGUGCUGGGGUUGGAAGAGAGCGUGUGGUUGAGUUUUCCUGUGGCCACGUAAUCCCACCGGACAAUAUUCUACCCAUUGUCCUUUGCACUGGGCCCUCUAAUCAGCAGUUGGAAUUCAUCUUUCAGAAGAGAGAGCUGCCUCAAAUGAUGGAUGAAAUUGGCCGCAUCCUCUGCAACCUGUGCAAUGUGGUCCCCGGGGGUGUGGUCUGCUUUUUCCCCUCCUAUGAGUACCUGCACAGGGUACAAGCACACUGGGAGCAGAGUGGUCUGCUGACUCGUCUGGCAAUAAAGAAGAAGAUAUUUCAGGAGCCUAACAGAGCAAACCAGGUGGAACAGGUGCUGACUGAGUACUCCAAGUGCAUUAAGCGAUGCAGCCAAGUGAAAGGUGUGAUGACUGGGGCCCUUCUCCUUUCUGUGGUUGGAGGGAAGAUGAGUGAAGGGAUCAACUUCUCUGAUGACUUAGGGCGGUGCGUGGUUAUGGUGGGCAUGCCUUAUCCCAAUGUCAAAUCCCUGGAGCUGCAAGAGAAGAUGGCAUACCUGGAUCAGACCCUUCCCAAUAGCCCAGGGAAAUCCUUGAUUGAAAACCUGUGUAUGAAAGCUGUCAACCAGUCUAUAGGACGGGCCAUUCGGCAUAAGCAGGACUUUGCCAGCAUCCUGCUCCUGGACCAACGUUAUUCCCGUCCAUCCAUUUUGGCCAAACUGCCCAGCUGGAUCCGAGAUCAGGUGGAAAUCAAAGCCACAUUUGGGCCAGCCUUUGCUGCUUUGCGGAAGUUUCACCGGGAGAAAUCUGAUCCUUCCUGACAGAUGAGCAUCACUCCCUACUAUGUGCCUACACCUGCUAUAUUUGUUAGUAUGUCUACAGAAGUUGUGGCUGCAAAGAUGACAAAACACAGAAGAAUAAGGGUGGGAUCUAGCCCUAGCUCUUUCUGUCCUGUCCCCUGGUGUGAGGACUGGAGGAGCCAGUUUUAUGUUGUAGGUUUGGUGUUACAGUUCAAAUGAGAUGGACAGAGAAUUACAGUAUGAGAAAGAUGUAGGUUGAAUUUCAUUUUAGUAAGAGUAAAAAGAAAAAGCUGAUGUUAUCGGGAAGAAGCAUUGGAGAAUGGAUAUUUUGUACUUGGUUUUACUGACCGUUGUUGCCUCCCUUCCUGCUGCUUUGUUGUGAAAUCACUGUCCAGACCCAACAUGAAGCUGCCACUAGACAGUCAUAAUGUCGGACCAUCACGGAUUUCUUCUGAAGCACGUCUUUGUGGUGUCUGUCUUCUUUGAGGAUUUAUGAAGAGAUUUAGCUCCAGCCUUCUGCCAUCUAUCCACCACCUCCCUCUUCAGCCUAUUUAGCCCUUUCUUUCUCACAAAGAAAAUCUUAGUCCAUAGUUUCACUACCCUUGCUCCCUGGACAUCUCCUUACCUUCCUGCCUCCUGAAAAGGGGCUGGGGUUUAAAGGCACACGGUUCCAUAGAGUUGGCUUGAUUCCAGUUCCCCUUUCAAAGCCAAUGGCAAUCACAGUGCCUUCUGUCAUUGAUAUUAGCAUUCAUAUGUUAGGGACUAUUGUGCUGUCAACAUGACUGUUUUAAACCACCUCAUGUCUAUUUCUGUGUCUUUGCUGUGUGGAGAUCUCUACUCUGUGGUAGCUGAAUCUCCCCUUUACUACUUACCCAUGCCCCCCCAAAAAAUGAAGGACCCCAUCUACUCUAAUAAUGGUGAAAAAGAAGGCUUACUCUUACUGUCGUGGAUUAACAUAGCUAUUGAUAUCUUAAUUAAAGUGCACAUUUGGUUCA